GGUUUGUAUGGCUUUUCAUAUGCUUUAAGCGUUGAGUUGUGUUGACACACAUUGACAUACAUUUGUCUGCAAUUGAUUCCCAACUGAUUGACAAUAGAUUUGAUGGCAGUGUUGAGCGUCGACUGAUCUGAUCCCUGCAGUGACUUCUCAGCCAAUCAACACAUCGACCACAACAACAACAACACACACAAUGUCUUCUUCGGGUGAUUUCGGUAAUCCUCUGCGAAAAUUCAAACUCGUCUUUCUUGGAGAGCAAAGCGUGGGCAAGACAUCGCUGAUCACGCGUUUCAUGUAUGACACGUUUGACAACACAUAUCAGGCGACCAUCGGAAUCGACUUCUUGUCCAAAACCAUGUACUUAGAGGACAGAACAGUUGAGUCCAUAUUA
Molecule: messenger RNA, 388 nt
Organism: Medioppia subpectinata
Lineage: Eukaryota; Metazoa; Arthropoda; Arachnida; Sarcoptiformes; Oppiidae
Source: the annotation of a GenBank genome assembly